Molecule: messenger RNA, 2190 nt
Organism: Volvox carteri f. nagariensis
Lineage: Eukaryota; Viridiplantae; Chlorophyta; Chlorophyceae; Chlamydomonadales; Volvocaceae
Exons: 10
Coding region: 162-1835 (557 amino acids)
Biological process (GO): regulation of DNA-templated transcription
Molecular function (GO): histone acetyltransferase activity
Source: RefSeq, a predicted model, not a curated record
GGAAGGCCCCAAAUCUCUAUCCUCGGCGGUUACAUUCAUAGCUGCGGUCGAUAUCGCACUAAAUAUUGUAAAGCGAACCCUGCAGUACACGUUUGCAGCGCGCGAAGUGAACUCUCGUAGUGAUGGGCGCUUGAAACCGUUCCGCGGCCAGUACAUGACACAUGGUAGAUACGGGUAAAAGCCCGGAACCUUUUCCAACAGCAGAUGGCAUGGACGGCUCCGCGCAGGCGCCCAAGCGCCGGCGCAUGGGCUCCACCAGCGUCACCCCCGCGACCUCCCCACACACCAGCCAGCUCGGCCCUAACGCCGACGGCAUUAGCUUAGGUGCCGUAGCCGGCGGCCCGCACACGGCCACCGACGGCGCCGACUCCAAACCCGCCGGCGGCGCCUCCGCUCCUCCCGGGCUGCCCGGAACCCCGGGCAUGUCCCCCCCGCCAGCGGUGCCCAUCGGCAAAGGCGCCAAAGUGGUGGGUAAGGGCGGCAACCUAGUCCUCAGCCGCGGCGGCGGCGGCGGCACCGCUAACAAAGGCAAGGCUGGCGGCGGCGGCAAUCGCGGCGGCGGCGGCGGCGGCCGUGGCGGCGGCAGUAUGGCUUUUGAUGAUGUGAUGGACUCGGGGACGAUUUUGGUGCAGGGCAAGACCGGGGAGGUCCGCCUCCCGCUGGACAUCGGCACCCGCGUGGAUUGCAAGUGGCGAGAUGGGGCUUACCACACGGUCCGGGUCAUUGAGCGGCGGAAUUUCGGUGACCCGGGCGACCCGCGGGGCUGGGACUACUACGUCCACUACCUAGGAUUCAACCGGCGCAUGGACGAGUGGGUAACUCUUGCCCAAUUGGAUUUGUUCACCGCGGAGGUGGAGCAGCCGUUGGAGGGACCCGCGGACAAGAAGGGUCAGAAGAAGAAGGUGGCGGCUGAAGAGCACGAGAGCGACAGCGAGCAUGCGGACUUCGAUCCGACGGCACUUCGCGAGCAUGAGGAGUUCACCAAGGUCAAGAACAUCGAGACCAUCGAGCUGGGACGUCACCAGAUGGAUACCUGGUACUUCUCCCCGUUUCCCCCCGAGUACAAGGACUGCAAGCAGCUCUACUUUUGCGAGUUCAGUCUGCACUUCUUCAAGCGCCGCUCGCAGAUGAUCCGGCACAUGAGCAAGUGCGGCAUGCGCCACCCGCCAGGCAACGAAAUCUACCGCAACAGCAACAUCUGCAUGUUCGAGGUGGACGGCAAGAAGGAGAAGGCGUUCUGCCAGAAUCUGUGCUACCUAGCCAAACUGUUCCUGGACCACAAGACGCUCUACUACGAUGUCGACCUGUUCCUCUUUUACAUCCUCUGCGAGCUCGACGAGCGCGGUGCACACAUCGUGGGCUACUUCUCCAAGGAGAAGUGCAGCGAGGAGGGGUACAAUCUGGCCUGCAUCCUAACGCUGCCCGCCUACCAGCGCAAGGGCUACGGCAAAUUUCUCAUUUCUAUGAGCUAUGAGCUGUCCAAGAUCGAGGGCAAGGUUGGCACCCCAGAGCGGCCCCUUUCGGACCUGGGCCGGGUGUCUUACCACGGCUACUGGACCCGGGAGCUACUGGCCAUUCUGCGCGAGGCCGAGGGGUCCAUCUCCAUCAAGGAGUUGUCCGACCUUACCGCCAUCAAGCCCGAUGACAUCAUCAACACGCUGCAGACGCUCGGCCUCAUCCAGUACCAGAAGGGUCAGCACGUCAUCUGUGCGGCGCCCAAGUUGAUCGAGAAGCACCUCAAGGCGGCUGGAGGGCCCGGGCUCGUGGUGGACCCCACCAAGAUCGUGUGGACACCCUACAACGCGGAACGGGAUUACGCCAACUUUGGGCGCUAAGUGCGCUUUCGGGAACCUGAUGGUGUAUGUUCUGUGCGUUGGUAUCUUGAUGGGGUACUUUAGGGAACCUUCAUUCUCGGUGUUAAAAGGGCGCCGAUUUCUUCGGAUGGGGCAGCCCUUGGGGCAACAAGUUGGCUGUGGCUUCGAGAGAGCUGUUCCUGUUGUGGGUUAUGUUGGUAAGACACAGGUUGUGGAUGCCUGUAAGGCUUUGUGUAUGGCUUGGGGAUUGAGGGCUUAGUAUAUCACGUUCGAAUGUUUUGUGUUUUUAUUAACAGUACGGUGGAGGGCCCGCACAGACAAGACCGGGAUCCGUGUUAAGUAUUCUCUUUACUUCAGAUUGUAAUUAUAUGCUGUU